AUGCCACAAACUUAUGAACUAAACAAUGUAUACGAUUUGCUUAACAGUAGAUAUUUUUCUAAUGAUAAAGAUAUAGAUAUGAAAAGAAAAACCUUAAAAGAGGCAAUUGAUAAAUAUUGCCUCCGUUUAAAGGAUCAAGGACUAGCUAUAACUUGUUCAGAAGAUCAUAAACCACAAUUACCUGAACCAAAAAUCUUGACUAUGUAUAAUUGCCCAGCAACUUCUUAUGAUUUUUGGGUGUCUAACGGCUGUAUUGAUCAGUUGUCAACGGUUGAUAACUGUCAAGAUACAAGAUUACAGAGUGCAAAAAUAUUUCAGCAAUAUCUCUUAACACUUACAUCAACUUACACAAGUGCUAUUUAUUCUUGUCCUAAGGUUGAUGUUGAUUUAUUUAGGACGGCAGUUUAUGCUUGUCCGGUAGUUACGGAAGGUCAUCCACAAAGAAAUUUCGCUUGUGAAAGAUUUGAUGUUUCAAAAAGAACUAUCUAUAAAUGCCCUUUUAAUCCUUAUAUUGAUGCUUCUCAUGACGUUGUCACAAUUGCUAUAGAAUUCAUAAAAAAUGAAAAAGAGGGAAAAUUGUCAAAAACCUCUGUUGGUGAACAUGGACAACAAGAAUCUAGUUUACUAUUAGAACUAAAAUUAAGUAUUAUGGUAAACAAAAUAAAAAACAACCAUGCCACACAAUCUAAACCACAACGAUUAAGUGAUAAAGAGAUGCGAGAAUUAUUAACCAAACUAAAAAAGGAAGCUGAUAAAACCCCUGAAGAAAAAGGUAGUUUUAGUUUAGAAAUAUAUUUUGAACACUUAAUUAAUGCUACUUAUCGAACUUAUCAAGAUUCUUUAAUUAAAAAGUAUGGUGAUAUUUAUCCUUUGCGUUCAGCAAUAAUUAAAUUUGGUGGUUUCCAAUUAAGUUAUGAUUGGUAUGGAAGAACUAGAUUAGGAAAAGAGGUAAUAGGUAACCUUACUAUUUACACCAAAGAAAUUCACUUAAAUAGUUUGUUUGCUCAUCGCUUAGCAGGUUUGCAAAGCGAUAUUCCUAAUUUUUCAAAACUUUUUGGAUUUAGUAAACUAAUUAACUCUAUCGCUCAUGAGUUAGCUCAUUGCUUAAUGGCUAAUUAUAAAUUACAAUUUGGUUAUAAACAUGAUAAGGCACACUCUAGUUUAACCCAAGACGUCGAAGCAUUUAUGUUAUCCUUGCCCGAAGUCAAGGAAUUAGGAAGAUUGCAAAAAUCUUAUUGA
Funneliformis geosporum is the source of this 1239-nucleotide messenger RNA. NCBI's taxonomy places the organism in Eukaryota, Fungi, Glomeromycota, Glomeromycetes, Glomerales, Glomeraceae. The record is from the annotation of a GenBank genome assembly.